Calypte anna (Anna's hummingbird) is the source of this 871-nucleotide messenger RNA. Its product is annotated as IQ domain-containing protein H-like. The record is from RefSeq and is a predicted model, not a curated record. Lineage: Eukaryota; Metazoa; Chordata; Aves; Apodiformes; Trochilidae. The coding region runs from base 113 to 871 and encodes 252 amino acids. The transcript has 7 exons.
UUCCCCGCGGAGCCGCCUCACACCUCGGCUGAGGCGCGGCGGCUGCUGCUGAGGGGACGGGAGGGCUCGGGCUGCGGUUCCAGAUGACUUUCAUAAGAUUAAUGUGAAAAAUAUGAACUUAAAAGGAAAAGAAAAAGCUAUGGACAUCAGCAAACUGGAAACACUGGUUGAAAGAGCUGAACUUGGGCUAAGAAAACGUGCUGAAAAUGAUUUAAAUGCUACUGACAGACAAAUGUUAAGUAUUUUUUCUGCUGAUAACAAAGAAGUAUCUUCAAAAGAGCCCUCUAAGUGGGGCCUCCAUUUUGGUGCUUCUCAGAAACAGCUGAUUUUACCACCAGUACCUGUCGAGCCCACAACUGUCCAGGCAUGCAGCAAGUCAGCACUGUCCCUUUCUCAACCUUCACAGGUGUGCAGUCUGAAGGUAGUGAAAGACCAGACAGUUGGAGACCCUUGGAAUUUGCCUGUCUCUCACCACAUGGAUUCUCCCUUACCCCUCUUGGAGGAAGACACAACAAAAGGUGUCCGGAGCCCAAGUGAACACAGCCUUAUCCCUCCAGCAGUAAAGAUAACUCUCCAGACACCUCCUGUUUUGUCCAAAGCAGCUCCUUUCCAUGAAUUCCCCAAGCAGCACAAGAAGUUGGCUGUAGGAGAGAUUAGGAGUAGAGUGAAUCCUGAGAACACCAUCACCUUCCCAAACUCCAAGGAAGCAAUUUAUGGCACGUGUUCCUCUGGCAAAGGUAAUAUUGCAUCACUCCCAUCCAGCACCUCCAUAGCUUCAGCAAGGAAAUUGAAGCCAGUGUGGAUGUAUCCAGCUCAACAGCUGGAAUCUGAGCUGCAGAUUCCUCCUCAGACACAGGUAUUUAGAGAGUGA